AUGGCGCUAUCUCUGUUUGCCAUUGUCCUUGAUGGUCCUGAUUGGAUUGAGUGGAAAAAUGUUGACAGAACGAUGAAAUUUUGGGAAAAUAAAGACAAUUACACUUGUUCAUCGAAUGACAAAACAUGCGGUUGCCAACAAGGUGGUGCAGGCUCACGUAAGUAGAAUCAAUUGUACACCUGAGCGUUUGAACCGCCGAAUGGGAGGGGGCAGAAACGCGUAAAAACGCACAAGUUGUGACAAACCUGCAGCAGUCUUGUAGCAAUGUCAACUUGUAGCAAUUGUCAAUAGGAUGUGUUCGCACUGCUUGUUCCCAGCUUGUUGACAAGUUGUCAACGACUUGUUGGCAACUUACUACAAGGUUGUUGAUAACAAGUUGUUCCAACAACUUGUUAUCGUCCUGCAAUUCAACUAUUUGUCAACAAGUUAUGAGUGACAACCUUGUAGCAACUUGAUAAAAUAACAGCAUUGUUACAACUUGCCAACAUGCUACAAGGUUGUUGAGCUCAACAGAUUUGUUACAAGUUGUUCCAACAACUUGUUAUCGUCCUGCAAUUCAACAAUUUGUCAACAAGUUGUGAGUGACAACCUUGUAGCAACUUGAUAAAACAACAGCAUUGUUACAACUUGUUGACAAGCUUGCUACAAGCCUGUUGCAAACGCAUCUUGUGACAAGUUUUGAGAUUUUGUGAGAAAAGUCGAGAAUCUUGCCCCAAGCAUCAGCAAAACAUGAUUGGUAUUAGCCUGGGGUACAAUUAGGUUUAAUUUUCGUCAGUCAGUCAAAGUUUUUGCUGUUUUGAAAAAUCUCGUUAAUAGUACAAUUGCUCUUCUGCUAUCUAAGACGUGUGUUAAUAAAUUUUAUUCACAAAUUAAAAUUAGUUUCCUCCUCUUUCUUGCAGAGAAUAUCAUGAUUUCGAUAAUCGCUAAUUGUGAUGACGUAGUAUAUCUUGGUGCCAUAUAUGGUGUUAUAGUGGGCGGGGCGGUUAUUGGAUUCAGUUUAUGUCUGGCGACAUUAUUGGUGAUGGUGAACUCCGUAUCGUGGAAAAAUCCUUGGAAGGUUAGUAAUAUUAUCAUAUAAUAGAUAUAUGUAUUUGUACGUAUGUCAUCUAUUAAGUCUAUUUCAAAUAUGCCUCCAUUUUAAGGCUCUUUCUUUUCAAGCAAUAAAUUUAUUUGUUAUGGUAGAAUUAAUGGGUGAGUUCCAGCUAUAGACUAAAUUUUGAUCUAGGCAAGACGAACGAAAUCCAACACCACAGCUAGAAAGAGCGCCUUAGAAUGAGUAAAACUGCAAAGUUUAGUUGCAACAUGUUGUAAAAUGAAGAAAAUACCCAGCGGGCAAAAUGACGUUUAUCCAACGUCGAAUCAGCGUUGGAAAUGACCUUCCAGACGUUGGAUAGACGUUGAAAAAGGGUUGACUAUGCAAAUUGGAUCGACGUUACUGUUUCUACGUUGAAACAACGUUGAAAUUAGGUUGCCAAUCUCGUCAACCAUAAUUCAACGUUGAAUCCACGUUAAAACAACGUUGAGAUGGGUUCACAAAUCGACGUCGUACAUUUAACCAUGAAUGAACGUUAAUUCAACGUCUGUUGGCUGCUGUUGAACCAAUGUUUGUAAAACAACGUCAGAGCAACGUAGAUAUUAGGUUGUCGACGUCGCAACCUUUUUUCUAUCAAAUUUCAACGUUGAAACAACGUCGUGUGCCCGGUGCAGGGUAUAGCCCUGUGAAGUUCGCAAAUUUUGUAUAUAUUUGUGUUAUACGCGCGGUAAAAAUAACUACUUUGACUCAAAAAUGGUUAUUUUUCCCGCGCGUAAUGCAAAUAUAUACAAAAUUUGCGAAUUUCACAGGGCUAUAUUUUCCUCAUUUUACAACAAUUCGCAACCAAACUUUGCAAUUUUACUCAUUUUAAGAUUCUCUUUCCAGCUAUGGUAAUAGAUUUCGUCCUUCUUGUCAAGAUCAAACUUUCGUUUAUAGCUGGAAACAUUCAUUGCACCGAACCUCAAUGGACCAUUUGCAUUAUAGACUAAAUUUUGAUCUAGACAAAAAAUUUCAUCACAGCUUGAAAGAGCAUCACAAAAUUAGUAUUAUUCCAAAGUUUCGUUGCGAAAUGUUGUAAAAUGCGGAUAAUAUAGCCAUGCGAAGUUUGCCGUUUUUCAGUCAUUUUGUAUUACGCAGGGGAAAUUGACAGCCCAAUCGGGUGUUGGGGCAUCAAUUUCCUGUUUGUAAUACAAAAUGACUGAAAAUUGCAAAUUUCGCAAGGCUAUAUUAUCCGCAUUUUACAACAUCUCGCAACGAAACUUUGGAAUAUUACUAAUUUUGUGAUGCUCUUUCAAGCUGUCAUGAAAUUUUUGUCUAGAUCAAAAUUUUGUCUAUAAUGCAAAUGGUCCAUUGAUAAGGACCUCCUUGUUGAGUAUCCACCACUAGCUCCCUACUCCCCAUGAAGAAAACACACAAAGGAUUUCAAUUCUUCCCCAGGCUUUCACAUCUUACACGGCAUCGUACGAGAACAAAGCAGCAGUGUCGUCGUUGACUGACGUCAUGGAACUCUACAGAGAACAGCCAACACGCCAUCCAACGCUCGUCUCAAGCUCGACCUCAUCACUCCAAAGACACAACAAGGAAUACAUGCCCGCUUGGUCGCUGUAUGGCUCAACGGUGGAUGACGUGAACAACCCCGAGCCGUACGCGAACCAGAGCUAAGAAACUGUACACGCACUUUUAUUAUAGUUUGGGUUGUCCUGUUGAUGUGCUACAAAUCAUGGUGGAUUAAAUUGAUUAUGUACAUAGCUACAGAAUUGAACAGCCAUGCUGUUCGGUGGAGCGAAAAGGAAUUUGAAGAGCUGCAAAUGAGCCUUUAAAUUAGAAAUGAUCUGGAGAAUGUUUCGCAAACUUUUUAGACGCAAACCUUUAGACAGUGAAAAACAAUGUUACUUCUGGGUGAUGAAACGAGUCUAAGAUUGCAUGAGAGUUUCCAAUCACGAGCGAUCUUGGUUAGCUGUUCUUGAGCCUCGUUUCCAUAUGGUCGUAAAAAUAUAGAGUUACGAUCUUUCUCAACGGCCAGAGUUUAUAAUAGUUUAUACCUGUGAACCACAUUUCAAAAUCUCAUUAGUAAUUCAUGAGGAAAACACAAAGAAAAAUCCUAAGCGUGUCGUAUCUUUAUAUGUGAUAGAGAUUUCCCUUGAUUUACCGAUAAACUUUAACUUUGAUUUUCUCGACUUUACACAACGUAUUUUUUGAAAAUUAGUUCGCCAAUCAGUUCACUUGCUAGAUCGAUUGUUUUUGAAGCAAUUUAAACUACAUUCGCAGUGCGUGUUUUAUCAGACCUAAAGAUACUCGACUUCGCCUCGUAUCUAUAAAUUUGAUAAAACACUGCUGAUCAUGUUUUAAAUAGAACAUAAAUCAUAAGUAUUCUCUAGUUCUAAUCACUCCGCGUAUUUUCAGUUCUAAAAUGUUGUAUUUCGGCUGAUGAGAAAGAUCGUGACUCAAUCUUUACGACCGUUACGACCAUGCUUUCCUAACAAUCUCAUGUAUUUUAAGUUAAAUCGUAGUUGAAAAAGUCAUCAAACUUUUAGUAUUUUGUUAAUCUACAAAUAUGUACGACUGCCAACUCUUAUGCGUCAACCCGGCUCGUUCUCGUUUUUUUAAGUGAUGUCAUUAAAUUGUAAUACAUUUUGAAAAGUAAAAUUAAAACAUGAAUUCCAAA
This is a messenger RNA of Paramuricea clavata, 3698 nucleotides long. The record is from the annotation of a GenBank genome assembly. Lineage: Eukaryota; Metazoa; Cnidaria; Anthozoa; Malacalcyonacea; Plexauridae.